This is a messenger RNA of Porites lobata, 3540 nucleotides long. Lineage: Eukaryota; Metazoa; Cnidaria; Anthozoa; Scleractinia; Poritidae. The record is from the annotation of a GenBank genome assembly.
AUGGCGGCUUCCGAAGGUUCAACAGAAGCAUGCAGACAUGGCAGGAAAUGUUCGAAGGUGGCUGGGCAUAAGGGCCGAAGCAACUCAGAAAAGCCCCUCCAUUCGUUUUGGGAGUCAUCCUCAGUAUUUAAAUUGAACAUCCGUAAACGGAAACUGAUCGAAGAGGAGAAGCAAUUUGAUGAACAGCACGAGGCAAAGCUAUUGUUACUCAAUGACCAAGAAGAAGCACUCAACACAACGGAACUGGCGAUUCAAACUGAAUUAAACGAGAAAGGUAAAAGUUACCAAUAGAUUCAUUCAAUACAAUGUCAUGUCAUUUUAUGACAAGACAACAGAAGGCUAUAUUUUCAACUCUUGCAUACCCAUCUACAAUAAACAUAUUAAAAAAAAAUGGUGGUAACAAAGCAUGAGGGAAAAAUUCCAUGUAGAUGUCUGUAUAGAGUUUGUAUCUUGGAAAUAGAAUGAGCCAAUCGAGACAGUGUUAUUUAACCAUUUUGCUGAACUUUCUUGUAAGCUUAAUUAUUUAUCUCAAUUAAUUUCAGUAUCCAUAUUUCUGUAUCUAUAUAAAAAGGUAAGCAUGGUUCGUACAAUCUUCAAAAGGUCUUGAAUUUUAGCAGUCAUCUUGAAAAGUCCUUGAAUCAGCUUAGGUCCUUGAAAAGUACUUGAUUUCUCAAUUUCGUCUUGAAAUGUCCUUGAAAGUUACUAAAUUGUUUUACACCACAUCAGUUUCUGAAAAAUUAAAUGUUUUUUUCUGUGGAAUUUUUCCAUCUGCUGCAUCUAAUUAGAAAGAUAACAUUGAACAAAACAAAUUGUCUGUAUAAAACACUGACGAAGCAGGACAAGACGUGAUCAACCGUGGCUGGAGUAAGAAUCGUAAAUCACAGCAUUAGUUAAGAGUUUUAGCCGAUAAAUUGUAAAAAGGGAGACAAAGAAAGUCCUUGAAAGCUCUAAUUUGUACUUGAAAAGUCCUUAAAAAGUCCUUGCAUUUUGUUUGUCUGAAGUUGUACGAACCAUGGUAAGCUUUUACUUUUAAUUAAAAUUAUCUGUGCACUUUUAUUCACAGAGAAUGAGUAAUGUGGUCUACGCAAAGGCUUUCAAGAAACAAAUGCACUGGUUGAAUCAACAAAGAAGGAGUUGUCUGUUGUUUCCCAGCAGAAUCAACAUCUUAAAUCCAUGAUUUCAUCUCUUGGUUUGGAUUGUAAGCAAUUUUCCAAGUCAAAACGAGAGCAAAAUAGCACAUCACCAGAUACUAAAUCUACCACAAGGCACCGCAGACGAAAAGAGACAGAGCAAGCCCUAAAGUUUAUCCAUGGUGGGGAGUCAGGUUCAUAUCAUGGAGCAUGGGACUACAUUGUAGCAAAUGCUCCCAAAGAACUGGUUGGUGAAUUCAUUACGGGUUAUAAAAGGGGGAAGUACAUGCAAGAACUGUAUGAAAAGGCAGUGAAAGAGCACCAAGCAUCCCCUGAAGGAUUGAAGCAAGCAAUAUCAACUAAAUAUCAAAACUUUCUCUCCCCAAGGAAAUUCAUGCUGGUAUGUAAAACUCAGACCUCAUACUUUAAUGCUGAGUCAGAAGUAUGGGUUCCAAGAAAUGUUAAGUGUAUGGGGAUAGAUCUAAGGAUUCCACGACCUACAUCCAAUGCUGCUGUAGACAAGUUUGUUAAGCAGUUAAACAUUGGUACCGCCAAUCAAAUCCCAAAUGCUCCUGGAGUGACAAGAACUGUCACUGGACGUGUGUUUAUGAUCAUAGAUUUACAUCUGCGAGUACCACAUCUGACAAAGAAGCUUGUUUGGUUUAACGACCUGGAGAAUUAUUUCAUAUUCCAGUUUUCUGAUGAUGGUGCCCCAGAAACUAGCCAGUUGACAAUGUCAAUAGGGAGUUUGACAAUGUGGAACUUGGGCGACAGAGUUCGAAGUUCUGACUUCCAAUACCUCCUGCACUGUGUAAGCUUAGGAGAGAAAGAUGAGGUAUUGGAAAAUCUGUGGAAGCAGCACACAGAUGAGAUGGCUCUGCUAGAGGGGAACAUUAUCAUUGUGUGUGAAAAGCAGUGCACAGUCGACUUCCAGCCCAGUGCUGACAUGUGUUGGCAGAGUUGGGCAAAUAAUGAACUUAACCAGGCUGCCACUUACCCAUCUCCAUAUGCAAAUGUACACAAGGGAUCACUCUGUACCAUGGGGGGAUCAAUUGGAUGCUCGCCAUCUGAUACUUGGAAACCGUACAGCAAUGCAGAUCGAUCAGAGCAUGCAAAGAUGGUUGCCAAAUUUAUGGCAACCAUCGCAAGCACUAUUCCAGAAAAGACAAGGCAUGAAAAGAAGCUGGGAUACAUGGCAGAAAAUGGCAUCAGACAGCUUGGGCCUCCUCGCAUUGGACAGUUUCCUGACAGACAAAGACUUGAACCACUCCAUUGUGAGAUAAAUGCAUGGCAGCAAAUAUUGUCUAUCAUUUAUUUGCAAUUUGUCCAGCGGGGUAUGUUUGAUGUAUUUGUGACAGUGUUAAGUAAUCCCACAAAAAAGCCUGCAGAUGCAACUCCUACGGGUGAUUCAACCACUGGACAGCCAUUGUUGGGUUGUGGAUUAUCUUAUGUAGUACCUUUGAUCAAGGAACAUUAUGCAGAUGAAAAAAAGAAACACAACAAACUCCCAACAAGGCUUAUUGGAGUACAAGCUAUCGCACUGGCAAGAUAUGCCUACCGGUUGAUUGAUAGUUUGCAGUCCACAGAUGAGUCACCAUCACAGUGUGUUAUACGUUUGGCACUUGGUAGAAUAGUGCUAUAUCUACGACAGGCAUGCUUCAUUUUCAACAAGGUGUCAACAACACCAGCAGAUUUAGAUGAACUUGAUGAGAAUUGCAAGCUGUAUUUUAAUUUGUUGUGCCUGUUUUUUCCAAGUCAUGUUAACGUCACUACUAGGACAGUUGCUUAUGCAAUUCCAUACCAUGCCUUCAAGCUCUAUGAGACCUAUAAGGUUGGGUAUGGAAUAAUUUCCCAGCAAGCAAAGGAAGCUAAACAUUCAGGCGUCAAAAAUGACCUAGCAUUAAGCAACAGAUGCACGAGUCAGGAUACCUCUGGCAAAUGGUGGCAAGUUAUGCGAGCUCACUAUGUGCGAAGUUUUUACCUCCCUGAACAUCAACCAAUGCCGAACACCUACAAGUCACACUUUCAAUCUCGUGUACCACCCCAUUGUAAAUCAGAUGAAAUUUGUAACUGUGGGAGGGAUAAAGAUGAAGGCUUGGACUACUGUGAAACUUGCCUUGAGUGUAGUGAAAUUGUAAAGUCUGCACAAAGUGAAAAGCUUUCAGAAGACUUGAGUAAACUGCUUAAACCCCUGUCAUGCACACUCUGUGAUGAGCGUUUUGCAGAUGAAAGCAUAUUGGAAGCACAUAUUUCAACUCACAACCAAGUCACUGUUUGCAGCAACAAGAAUCCCAAAGCCAUGACUGUGGCAGAACUAAAAACUGAACUGAGGAAACUGAAUGUCAGUUCAGUUGGAACAAAAGACAUUUUGAUCAAGAGACUUGAGAUGAAAAUUGCUGGAGGUUGCUAA